Messenger RNA from Colletotrichum karsti, 1176 nucleotides. RefSeq lists its product as uncharacterized. Bases 1 to 1176 code for a protein of 391 amino acids. Gene Ontology annotation, molecular function: phosphoric diester hydrolase activity. The record is from RefSeq and is a predicted model, not a curated record. NCBI's taxonomy places the organism in Eukaryota, Fungi, Ascomycota, Sordariomycetes, Glomerellales, Glomerellaceae. The transcript is spliced from 2 exons. Gene Ontology annotation, biological process: lipid metabolic process.
AUGUCGUCGCCAACAAAUACAAGUUUCGACGCUGUGCGUGAUCGUUUGCGCCAACUAUGGUCCAGAAACACCGCGACAAUAUCGCGUUACAGGGACUCGCCGGACGAUGAGGAGACAAACGACAGAGACGUCCAAGUCCCGCCUACUCCAGCCGAGAGCUACACUUCCGAGGACCAGUUACUUACACCUGCCUAUAUGACGCCCAAACCAUGGACUCGGAAACGUUCCUUUUUCAUGUGUGGUGCCGUUUGGCUGGCUUUGCUCCUCAUCUUCGUUCUUUUGAAUCUAGUUUUGUUUGUUGCACGCGAGGUAUGGGACAACGUCUCUGAAGAGUUCCAAGACGCGAGCGUGAUCGUGCCCAUUCCAUGCCACUCACACAACGAUUACUGGAGGCGACGACCCGUAUAUUCCGCUUUCGAUGUAGGCUGCAUCGGGAUUGAGGCAGAUGUCUGGCUCUACGGUACCGAGCUGUUCGUCGGACACGAUCGGUGGUCGCUUCGGGAGAAGAAUACUUUCAGCAGCCUCUACGUCAGUCCGCUCGUACGCCUAUUGGAGGAACGCAAUUCGGGUUUCGGGAACACAACAGACCGGCCUCGCGGCAUUUACGACGCAAAUCCCGAUCAGACGGUUAUUCUGCUCGUGGACCUCAAGACCAAAGGCACUGAGACGUGGCCGCAGGUGGUAAGGCAAUUGGAGCCUUUACGUGAAAGAGGCUGGCUGAGCACUGUCAUUGACGGCAAGGUCAACUAUGGCCCCGUCACUGUCGUGGGUACUGGCAACACUCCAUUCGGUAUGGUCGUCCAGAACACGACCUACAGAGAUUAUUUCUUCGACGCACCGCUCACGGAACUUGAUACCCAAGAUUUCAAUCCGACAAAUUCAUAUUACACCAGCGUGUCCUUCAAAAAGGCGGUUGGUAUCGUGUGGUUUGGCGAGCUCAACAACGACCAGAUGGGGAAGCUGAGGGAACAAAUCAAGGAAGCUCACGCCCGCGGCUUAAAGGUGCGAUACUGGGAUCUGCCUGCAUGGCCAAUCAGCAUCAGAAACCACAUUUGGGACGUUCUCAUUCGAGAAGGUGUGGACAUUCUCAAUGUCGACGACCUUAAGGGCGCCAGAAAGCAGUGGGACAUCAAGGGUUGGCCUUCGCUAGGCGCCAACUCCACGACAGCAGCUUAA